This is a messenger RNA of Penicillium samsonianum, 570 nucleotides long. RefSeq lists its product as uncharacterized. The transcript has a single exon. The record is from RefSeq and is a predicted model, not a curated record. The coding region runs from base 1 to 570 and encodes 189 amino acids. NCBI's taxonomy places the organism in Eukaryota, Fungi, Ascomycota, Eurotiomycetes, Eurotiales, Aspergillaceae.
AUGAGCCUCGGCUUCUGUAGUGUCUGGAAGCCAGUCUGGUUGCGAAUAUGCUACGAUCCCACCCUCGUAGAGAAGUAUGAGGAGAUGAAGAAAUCAGCUUGGGUUCCUGGAGGUGGAGUCCCAGGGGAUUGCAUUCUAGAUGAUGAAAUGCUCUACGCCUUCGAGGACGGCACCCCAGAUUCGUGGAGAAAAGUACUGGUGCGGAUGCCUGGCAUAACAGACUUCCAGGGGGCUAGGGAUUACAGUGGGGAUGAUUCCGACAUUCAGUAUUCGAGCGGACAGAACGACGAGGUUAUUUUAGCAGAGAUCGAGGAAGAGGAAGACGAGGACACCAAGUUUCUCUCGAAGCUCAGCGUACAGGUACAGACGACAGUGUAUUUGUUAGACCGUGAAGCUAUUACUACAGGACUGAUCAAGGUACUUUGGGUAAAUGAACAUGGCCAGACCUUGUGGGAGAACCGUGUGGAGGCUAGUACUUUAACAGGCCUCUCAAUGGCCCAAGAAGACUCUUGUGGUCUCGCGGAGAUUGUCGGCUAUCGGGCUGUGCGGGGGGCGUUGAUCGUGAGAUGA